Lodderomyces oxycetoniae is the source of this 2340-nucleotide messenger RNA. RefSeq names its product metalloendopeptidase. Gene Ontology annotation, cellular component: mitochondrion. The transcript has a single exon. The coding region runs from base 1 to 2340 and encodes 779 amino acids. Lineage: Eukaryota; Fungi; Ascomycota; Pichiomycetes; Serinales; Debaryomycetaceae. Gene Ontology annotation, molecular function: metalloendopeptidase activity. The record is from RefSeq and is a predicted model, not a curated record. Gene Ontology annotation, biological process: peptide metabolic process.
AUGAAAGCUAGUCUUGGAAAUCUAAGAGGCAACAUGUGUUUGGCAAAACGACUGCCUUUAAUUCGGGUAAGAUACUUUACCAACGCUGCUACCUCUACGGAUUUGCAAAGAGUGUUUGAUGACAAAGCUUACUUUAAAAAAUUCAACGGUAUUUCCUCAAAACCUUUCCUAGGGAAAAAAACUGGUUUAUUCAAGAACAACUACUUGAAGGAUCCACAGGGACUUUUACAGUUUUCCAAAAAUUCAAAAAAAGAGGCUCAAAAUUUGGUUUUGGAAAUGACGACAAAUAUUAAUACUCGCGAUGGCAAGUUGGAGUAUGUAAAAAAAUUAGAUCAGUUGUCGGACAUCUUGUGUCGAACAAUUGAUGUCGCUGAAUUCAUUAGAGUUGUACAUGAGGAUGAUGAAUGGGUACAAGCUGCUCAAAAAACUCAUGAGAUAAUCUUUGAGUACAUGAACCAGCUCAACACCAAUGUGGAUCUAUAUAAAAACUUGGUUAAUGUGUUGCAAGACCCGGAGAUAACCUCGCAAUUAACAACUGAAGAGAUAAAAGUAGGCGAAUACCUAAAACAAGAUUUUGAAAGAUCUGGAAUACACAUGGAUGUUAAAACCAGAGCUGAUUUUGUUUCAUUAACGCAAGAAAUAUCUCUCUUGGGGUCGCAAUUCAGUAUUGGAACACACGAUUUAGAAUCGCCUUGGUUUCCAAUAACGCAAGCGGAUUUCAAGCUCAUUGAUGACGCACAACUCAGACGAGCAAUCCGGCAUAUGAACGAGAAAUACCCAGGGAAAAGGGAGAUGGAGAUGGAGGAAGAAGAACAAUCUGGCCAUUACUUUAUACCUAUGGAGUCGUAUAUCCCUUAUCAAAUAUUGGCAAUUUGUAAAUCGAGUCAGUUGAGGAAAAAAAUAUGGAUAGCUUUACACAAUGCACCUAAGAACCAAAUUCAAACGUUGAAUAAAGUCAUUUCAUUGAGAGCCAUGCUUGCGAAAAUGUUGGGAUAUAAAUCAUUUGCACAUUACCAAUUGGAACAUAAGAUGGCAAAGACUCCGGAAAACGUAUUAACAUUUUUAGAAAAGUUGCAGCCGCCUUUAAAACAUACUCAAGUAUUUGAAGAACUUAAAGCUUUGAGAGCAACCAGCAAACUAUUCCAGAAUGUUGCAGACCAAGACUUGUUUACCAGUAUUAAACCAUGGGAUCGUGAUUUUUUAGCAAAUAAAUUGCAAAAUUCUUGUUCUUCUUCUUCACGCCAAGGGGAGAAGAAUUUUAUCAAUUCUGUGAAGUUACCCGACUAUUUUUCGGUGGGCACUGUUAUUUCAGGUUUAAGUGAACUAUUCACCAGUUUGUAUAAUAUUUCCCUUGUCCCCGAACCAACAUUAUCGGGAGAAGUAUGGGAUGAAGAUCAAGUUCGGAAAUUGAAAGUUGUCGACAUUGCAAAUAGCAAAACUCUUGGAUUUUUAUAUCUUGAUUUCUGGUCAAAAAAAGUAUUACCAUCUCAUUUUACAAUUGUAUGCCUGAGAAGAUUAAACAAGACAGAAUCCAGAGAUAGUCACGGGCAACUUGUGCAGUUGGAUCAAGACUACCAACUCCCUGUUAUUUCAUUAGUCUGCAACUUCAAUGUCUCAUCUGGAGACGAUAACUUGAACGAGCCUACGCUUUUAAGCUUGAAUCAAGUCGACACCAUAUUUCAUGAAAUGGGGCAUGCCAUGCAUUCCAUGAUAGGUCGCACUGAGUUACAUAACUUGUCAGGGACAAGAUGUGCAACAGACUUUGUUGAGAUACCAUCGGUAUUAAUGGAGGGCUUUAGCAAAGAUAUUCGUGUGUUGUCGCAAAUUGGAAGACACUAUCAAACCAAUGAGCCAAUUCCCAAACAUUUACUACUAGAUGAACAAAAGCAUAGAAACACACUCCAAGCUUGUGAAACGUUUAUGCAGAGCAAGAUGGCAACUCUCGACCAAGCCUUACAUAGCAGUGAUAUUGUUGACAGAUUAUACCGAGGUUUAGAACUAGUCGACUCGACAGAGAUUUACCAUUUAGUUGAACUGAAAUUGGGUGUGUUUGCAGAUAAGUGGUCAACCUGGCAUGGGAAACUUCCGCAUCUAUUUUCAUAUGGUGCAGUGUACUACUCAUACAUGUUGGAUAGAGCAAUUGCAGACAUGUUAUGGCAUAAACUAUUUGAAGCAGAUCCAUGGAGCAGAGAUGCAGGAGAGAAAUAUAAAGAAAGCAUUUUGAAAUGGGGGGGAACAAAGGAUCCAUGGCAAUGUCUAGCUGAUGCUGUGGGGAACGACGGAUUACGAGAGGGGGACUCUCAUGCAAUGCAAUUGAUUGGGGAAAACGCACACUUGUAA